Pyricularia pennisetigena is the source of this 3918-nucleotide messenger RNA. RefSeq lists its product as uncharacterized. Gene Ontology annotation, molecular function: ABC-type transporter activity; ATP hydrolysis activity; ATP binding. Lineage: Eukaryota; Fungi; Ascomycota; Sordariomycetes; Magnaporthales; Pyriculariaceae. Gene Ontology annotation, biological process: transmembrane transport. The transcript has 9 exons. Bases 1 to 3918 code for a protein of 1305 amino acids. Gene Ontology annotation, cellular component: membrane. The record is from RefSeq and is a predicted model, not a curated record.
AUGAGCAGCCAGCCCGAUCCAGAUAAGGUUUCGCCUUCCGAAGCCGGCGCUGCCCAACUCCAACAAGAUGCGCCGGCCCCGUCCACGACGACGGCGGCUGCCGAGCCCACCUUUUCGGAAGGCACUGCAGCAGCCUCCGAAGAUGGCUCCAAGGGGAACCCCGAAAAGCGCGACGACAAGGUCACGCCUAACGUCAGCGCUCGCCCUGAGCGCGAGGCAUCCUUCAAGGACUACCUCCGCGUCUUUUCCUACGCCAAGAAGUUUGACUACGCCUUGAUGGUCGCAGCCGCGAUUGCCUCUAUCGGUGCAGGAACCUUCUGCUUCCGCCUGAUUGGAAUAAGAAUGUCUGCCGCAAUCCGCCUAGACUUCUUGGAGGCCCUGUUUGCUCAGUCCAUCCAUGUGCUGGACUCGAUGCCCUCGGGCUCCGCAGCUGGAACGAUCACGGGCACAGCCAACACGCUGCAGCUAGGCAUUUCGGAGAAGCUGGGGACCUUUUUGGAGUUCACGUCAUUGAUUGUUACCGCGUUGAUCGUGGCAAUGACUUGGUCUUGGGAACUGACCCUGAUCACCUCUACAGUGAUCUUCUUCCUAGGAUUGGUCAUCGGUACCAUACUUCCCUUCAUUAUCAAGAGGACCUCGAAGCAAACAAAAGCCGAGGCAAAGGCAACAUCUGUGGCCAGCGAGGCCUUCAACAGCAUUAGAAUGGUGACGGCCUGUGGCGCCCAGGAACGCAUUGGCCUGCGAUACUCUGAAUGGGUGCACAAGGCCAAGCAGUUUGGACAGUCCACGACUCCCUUGCUGGCAAUCCAGUUCGGUCUCGUCUUCUUUGCUAUAUAUGCAGCCUUCUCCCUUGCGUUUUGGUACGGCACGACAAGGAUGGCCCCAGCGGGACGCGUCAAUGACGCAGGCACGAUUAUCAUUGUGCUGAUGUCCGUCAUGAUGAUGAUCUUCUCCAUCGAGCGCGUGUCAGCCCCUUUAAUUGCAGCCUCCAAAGCUAUGGUAGCCGCGACCGAGUUCUUCGUCGUAAUCGACGCGCCCCGUCCUAACCCCGGAACGAUUAGAGAACCACAGGUGUCGGCCACCGAGGACAUUUCUUUCUCGGGCGUUACCUUUGCCUACCCAUCUAGGCCUCACGUCAAGGUGUUGGACGACCUAAGCCUCACGUUCCCGGCCGGCAAGGUAACAGCCAUCGUGGGCCCCUCUGGAUCUGGCAAGUCCACGAUCGUGGGCUUGAUUGAGAGGUGGUAUAGCCUGAAGCAGGGGCAUGUUUUGGCAAAGACAGUUGCUCAGGACAAGUCCAAGGAGAACAAUAAGAAGAAGAAGAAGAAGGAUGACAAGGAUGGCAAAUCCAAGAGGAAAUCAUCCGACGGCUUGGACGAUGAUGACAAUGAAGAGAAAACCAGCCCGGCUCCAGAGGAGACCGGAGAUCCUAUCCAGCUCCAAGGGGAGGUGUCAACAUGCGGUCGCAACCUGGAUGACAUCAACGUCAAAUGGUGGAGGUCCCAGAUUGGGCUGGUGCAGCAAGAGCCAUUCCUCUUCAACGACACAAUCGAGAAAAAUGUCAUGUACGGACUUAUUGGUUCCGAGUUUGAGAACGAAUCCGAGGAGCGCAAAAAGGAACUGUGCCGUGAGGCAUGCGCUGAGGCUUUUGCGGACGAGUUCAUUGACAGGCUACCUGACGGCUACCAAACGCAGGUGGGAGACUCGGGAACAAAAUUAUCCGGCGGACAGAGGCAACGAAUUGCGAUUGCUCGUAGCAUAGUCAAGCGGCCCAAGAUCCUCAUCCUGGACGAGGCCACCAGCGCCAUUGAUGUUCGGGGAGAGCGUAUCGUACAAGCGGCGCUGGAAAAGGCAUCGCAGAACCGUACCACGAUCACCAUUGCCCACAGACUCUCUACAAUCAAGUCGGCAGACAAGAUCAUAGUCAUGAGGAACGGGAAGGCGGUUGAACAAGGCACACACGAGUCUCUGCUCAAGGAUGAACAGGGCGUCUACUACGGCCUUGUGAAUGCGCAACAGCUGUCUCUGGGUGAAGAAACUAGCGACAACGAUGGGAUCGAGGAUAGUCUCGAGGAAAGGCUGGCCAGAGAAAAGUCUGCAGUGCUGUCCGAGAAUGAAGAGGCAACCAUGGCUCCAGGAUGGAAGAAACGUGGUCUUUUCAACAGCUUCGGCAGGCUGUUGGGAGAGCAAAAGUCCCGAUGGCCUGUCUACGGCAUAUCGGUUGCUGCAGCCAUGAUUUCCGGCGCAGUCGUGCCACUUCAGGCGUUCUUAUUUGCCAAGUUGAUUGCCGUCUUUCAGAACCCGAACCUAGACAGGUACAUGUCGGAUGGCGCCUUCUACUCACUGAUGUGGUUUGUGCUGGCGGUGGCUAACGGCUUUGGCUACUUUUUCCUUGCCUAUUCUGCCAUCCACCUUCAACACUUUAUAUGUGCCGUCUACAGGCAACAGUACUUCCAGUCGUUGCUCUAUCAAAAGAUUGGAUUUUUCGACGAGGAGCCCAAUUCGACGGGGUCCUUGACGGCAAGGGUAGCAGGCGAUCCUAAACAGCUCGAAGAGCUUCUCGGAGUCAACAUGGCAAUGGUCUACACUGCGGUCUUUGGCCUCCUUGGUGCGCUUGCCAUUGCUUUCGCCCACAGCUGGAAACUCGCUCUUGUUGCUCUUUGCGUGACAGUCCCGCUUGGACUAAGUGCGGGCUAUUUCCGCUUCAAAUAUGAGCUCGACUUCGAAAAGAUGUAUGCAGAGGUAUUUGCAGAGUCAAGCAAAUGGGCGUCAGAAAGUAUAGGGGCUUUCAGAACGGUUUCGGCACUGACUUUAGAGGACGUUAUAACGUCCCGCUACUCGACCCUUCUCUCACACCAUGUCACCAAAGCCUACCUGAAAGCGAGGUUCACAACCCUGAUCUUUGCGCUGAGCGACUCGAUCAGCCUUGCUUGCCAGGCUCUUGUCUUCUGGUACGGUGGCCAGCUGAUCCUCAGGGGCGAGAUAGACAUCGUCCAGUUUUUUGUCUGCUACUUGGCCGUCAUCAACGGAGCCGAAGCUGCUGGCAACGGCUUGAGUUUCGGCCCCAACGCCGCGCAGGCUGCUGCUGCAUCCAACAGGAUCCUUAGCAUUAGGGACUCGGUGGAGAAGGAUUUGAACAACACGAAAAACUCCAAGUCGGUGCCUGGUGCCGAGAAUGGCGUCGAAAUACAGUUUCGGGACGUGUCUUUCAAGUAUCCCACCCGGAAUGUGAAUGUAUUGAAGGACUUGAAUCUGACAAUUGGCAAGGGUCAAUUUGUGGCCUUGGUCGGCGCAUCUGGUUCGGGCAAAACCUCCGUCAUCUCACUCUUGGAACGCUUUUACGAUGUCGCCAAGGGUGAAAUCCUCUUCAAUGGUGUACCCAUCACCGACGUCAACGUGUUCGAAUACCGCAAGCUCAUGUCACUGGUCGCCCAGGAGGCAACGCUCUUCCAGGGCUCCAUCAAGGACAACAUCUUGAUCGGCGUCGACCCGACGACCGUAACCGAGGCCCAACUGCACGACGUCUGCCGCGACGCCUCCAUCCACGACUUUAUCGUCUCGCUCCCAGACGGCUAUGACACCGACAUUGGUUCCAAGGGCGUCUCGCUCUCAGGCGGCCAGAAGCAGCGCGUUGCCAUUGCCCGCGCCUUAAUUCGCAACCCCCGUGUGCUUCUCCUCGACGAGGCCACCUCGUCCCUCGACUCGGACACGGAGAAGCUCAUCCAAGCCACCUUUGACCGCGUGUCCAAGGGCCGCACCACCAUCGCCGUCGCCCACCGCCUCGCCACCAUACAGAACGCUGAUUUAAUCUACGUCCUGGGCGAGGGCAGGGUGCUUGAGCAGGGUAGCCACGCCGAGCUGCUCAAGAAGCGCGGUGUCUACUGGCACAUGUGCCAGAGCCAGGCUCUGGACAGGUGA